AUGUCCGACCAGGGAGAGCUGUACGAGGAUUCCUGGAUUCUAUAUCAUGUCCUGGACAGGAUGAUGGGGAGCCGGGAAAUAGUGGCCGUCAGGAGGAAGGUGACACUUAUAUAUAACUAUGAUGAAACAAAGCUAGAAACGUUUCUCACGGGAAGCACAGCUGAAGGGAUUCAGAUGAAGGGCUCGGACCAAGAUCGCAUGCUAAUUGACAACUCUGUGGUAGUUAUAUGUCCUAACCAGCAAACCAGUAUCACAACCGAUAUUGCUAAUGAAACGGUAUUUAUUAUGAGAGAUACCGACAGCCGACCUGGCUAUGUAACUUUGCAGCUGAUUGGACGAAGAUGCACUCCAGACUUGUUGAAUUCGAUUGUACCUGUUGGAGAUGUACACUUUAUAUCAAGUGAAAUGUAUGCACGGUUGUUAUCAGAUCAUGCAAGUGAUGUAUUCGGGAUUACCGUGGACACUCAUGGACCAGCUACUACUACGUCGGGCAAACUAGAUAAUACAGGAGCAGAUAUGGAUUUUGUGCGUGCGUUCAAAUGUACUAGUUGGCCAAGCGAGGCCAAUGAAUGGUUGAGUAGACAUCGAUUGUAUAACUGGCCGAAUAAAUGUUUGAGGGAUCAGGUAGCACGAGGUGGUUGCCAUCUUGUCCCUGUAGGAGAUAAAACAUCAGCCGACACAUUCCUACAAUGGAGAAUUUCGUUCGUGACUGCGGAACGCAAACUCAUUCAUUCUCUCAGUCAUGUCCAGUUCCUAGUGUAUUGUCUUCUUAAGUACCUUUUAAAACAGAUAUCCGGGAAGUUGAAACAAAUAUAUGGGGAUACAGAUAUUCUCUCGUCAUAUAUUAUCAAAACAACUAUACUCCAUGCAGUAGAAAACACACCUUUAUCUUUAUGGGAAGAAAAGAAUAUAUUUCUUUGUUUCAUGCUGUGUUUAAAUAUUUUGGCCACGUGGGUGAAAGCAGGAUAUUGUCCUAAUUACUUUAUAUACAAGAAUAAUAUGUUCCUUGGGAAGGUUCAUGGUCCCGAUCAACAAAACCUGCUUCGUUUACUUGUUGAACUCCGUGAUAUGACAUGGGGUUGUCUAUCAAUAGGAACAUUCUACCAAUCAUCUAUAGGAGAGACUAUCCAGAGAGUGAAGAAUGGAGCCUGGGAACUAGUACUGCCUACACCAGUAAGAUCAGAAAGAGAAAUUGAUAUCACAAUAUUCGUACGGUCCUUCGUUUUGUUUCGUGCAACUGAUGUACUGCCCGCUUUGAAACUUCUGAGCAAAUCAAAGUCGGACAUGGAUGAAUUCAUAGCUUACUUCAAUACAGUACAUGCACUUUCUUUGAAAGGGAAGGAGGCAUUUGAGAAACAAGCUCCUCUCGGAGGAAACAAACAGAGGUAUAAAUAUCUUAGGAAAUGUAAGAAGUUUAUAUCACCACUUGCCGUAACUUGUACAAGUCCAGGUCUACUGACGUUGGCAACCUAUCACUACCAGACUGGGAAUUACAUGAAAACACUGGAAAUGUGUGGACACAUGAUUUCCUCGUGGAAAGUUUUCGUUGAGAAUAUAAGUGAGAAAGAUCAAGACAUAUACGAACAUCUCUACUGUGGGCUUGGGUAUAGUCUUCUGCACAAAUUUCAGCAAGCAUGUGUAUCAUACAUGGCUUUUACAGAAAAAGAUUCAAAUUUCUGUCCAGUUCAUUUACAACAAGAAUUAACGAAAGUCGGUGGUUUCAAGAUAAUAAUCCCUCCACUCCCUUACGCCGUGUUCCUAACCUUUCUGUGUUACCACGAGCUUAACGACACAAGACGACGUGACACAGCACUGCUCGAACUUCGGGCCGUGAAGUAUGAUAAGUACCAGGGAGGAAGUAUAUACUGGAUUGUCCACAACCUCUUAGGAAUCUGUUACGAAAUGGUCGGUGACAUACGCCGUGCUCUCAGGGAAUACAAGGACUCUCUGAGUGGUGCACAACCUUUUCAUUAUGACAAUCCCGCCAUGGAGAGAAUAUCAACAAUAACGGCAAAAAAAUAUUUUCGAUGCUGUGUAAAGGAUCAACAUCAAUAG
Molecule: messenger RNA, 2055 nt
Organism: Pecten maximus
Lineage: Eukaryota; Metazoa; Mollusca; Bivalvia; Pectinida; Pectinidae
Exons: 1
Coding region: 1-2055 (684 amino acids)
Molecular function (GO): protein binding
Source: RefSeq, a predicted model, not a curated record